Messenger RNA from Exophiala bonariae, 1569 nucleotides. RefSeq lists its product as uncharacterized. NCBI's taxonomy places the organism in Eukaryota, Fungi, Ascomycota, Eurotiomycetes, Chaetothyriales, Herpotrichiellaceae. Bases 1 to 1569 code for a protein of 522 amino acids. Gene Ontology annotation, cellular component: membrane. The transcript is spliced from 8 exons. Gene Ontology annotation, molecular function: carbohydrate:proton symporter activity. Gene Ontology annotation, biological process: transmembrane transport; carbohydrate transport. The record is from RefSeq and is a predicted model, not a curated record.
AUGGCGUUCGGCCAGAUUGCCUUCGGCUACCCAGCUUCCAUCAUUGGCGUCACGCUGGCACAGCCCAGUUUCCUCGUAUACAUGGGCUUGUUGGAUAUUACACAGGAUCCGCCAGCUUUGGCCGCAGGCGCCGACGUUAAGAUUGGUGCCAUGUCAGGAGUGUUCCAGGCUGGCGCUGCAAUUAAUGUUUUCAUUGCUAGCUGGGUAGCCGACAAAUGGGGUCGCAAAGCCGCCCUCUAUGAGUGCGGGCUCUUGUCACUCUUUGGCGGUGCCCUACUUUGCGGUGCAAGGAACGCGCCCAUGUUCAUCGUCGCUCGACUCUUUGCUGGUGGUGGAAGCUGGGGCUAUCUCGCAGUAACGCCAUUCUACUCUGCAGAACUAGCACCCCCUGGCCUUCGGGGUCUUAUGGUUGGAAUGAAUGGUGUCAAUAUCGCUUUGGGGUACGGCUUGGCAUCCUAUAUGGGUCUUGCCUUUUACUUCGUCGACGCCCCUGACGCACAGUGGCGAGCUCCACUUGGAAUCGCCUUGAUCUGGCCUGUAAUGAUGUGCUUGGUGUGUCUCGUUAUCCCAGAGUCCCCAAGAUUUCUCCUCAUGAAAGGUCGUAUCGAGGAGGCGAGAGAGGUAGUUUUCAAGCUCCACGCGAGGAAGGAUGACCCGGACAAUGCAUUUGCUCGCAGUGAGUUUUAUCAGAUGACCAAGCAGGCGGAGAUUGAUCGAGAACUGGAACCGGGUUGGAUGGAGAUGUUCCGUCGCCCCAGCUACCGAAAGAGAUCUUUCAUUGCUAUGGGAUUCGCUUUCAUUGGACAGUCCACGGGAGUUCUUGUACUGAACAAUUAUGGCCCGACAAUAUAUGCCUCUCUAGGCUUUGACACUCUAUACCAAUUGAUCUUCCAGUGUGGCUGGAUCACCGUUGGUAUCAUCGGCAAUAUCAUCGGGGCUUUGAUCAUGGAUUGGACUGGCCGAAAGCCUUUGAUGGUGGCUGGUGUUGCAGGAUGCUGCAUAUCACUCAUCCUAGAAGCAGCAAUGGUCAGCUCGUUCGCAGAAGAAGGCACCAACAAAGCCGGCCUCCGGAUGGGAGUGGCUGCGGCGUAUCUCUUUUUACUGAUCUACAGCAUUGGUGUCGACGUCGCAGGAGUGGUCUUCUACUCCGAGCUGUUCCCGAAUCAUAUAAGAGCCAAAGGACUGGCACUUAGUAUUGCAGUAAUUGCUCUUACGGAUCUGGUUUAUUUGCAAGUAUCGGCAACCGCAUUUGCCAGUAUCGGCUGGAAAUUCUACCUUGUCUUCAUCAUCAUAUCCGGGCUCGGUGCUAUCAUUGCCUGGUUCGUUCUUCCCGAGACGAAAAAUAUCCCCCUUGAAGAGAUGGCCAAACUGUUCGGUGAAGACGUCGCAGUUUACGCCCAGGAUCUCCACUUCGACAGCAACACGCACGAGCUUGUUGUCGAUGAACAUGGGAAUAGCCAGAUACAUAAGAUUGCAACCGAGGUUUAUGAGCCGCAUCACGCGACGAAGGAUGUUGAAAAGGCCUCAGCUACACAUGAACAUACCACUAACCAAGUUGCCAAGGUCUGA